Siniperca chuatsi (mandarin fish) is the source of this 5452-nucleotide messenger RNA. RefSeq names its product beta-1,4-N-acetyl-galactosaminyl transferase 3b (gene b4galnt3b). The record is from RefSeq and is a predicted model, not a curated record. Gene Ontology annotation, cellular component: Golgi cisterna membrane. The transcript has 20 exons. The coding region runs from base 369 to 3668 and encodes 1099 amino acids. NCBI's taxonomy places the organism in Eukaryota, Metazoa, Chordata, Actinopteri, Centrarchiformes, Sinipercidae. Gene Ontology annotation, molecular function: acetylgalactosaminyltransferase activity.
UACUGUUCACGGUGUUGUUUGAGCUGCUUCGUGUGCACUCAGUGCUGGACUACCGGGAGCAGAGUUCGGCACAGCAACACUUCGUGAUAAGGAGCAACAGGGAACCCCCUUGAAAGUAGUAGAUGAGUGCAGGAGUGCUCAGUGUAUAGCACCGGCUAUCCCAGCUCAUGGUGGGAUUUUUUGCGGGAUGAGACCCACCAGGGGCCGCGUGCACCGGCGAUAUCCAGGGCUCAGGUAGUGCGCACCCGCUGGGAGCAGCGGUGGGUGGCAGGCUGACGGGCUCACGGUGGGGUCAGUCCCUUCCAGAUGACAAAGCGGGUGACCCGACCCAUGAAUAACUUGGAAAGAGGUUUCGCUCGAGAGCCAAGAUGAUCGCAGCGUUUUUCCCCUUGAAGAAACUGCGGCGCUAUGGCAAAUAUCUUCUGUUCGGGGCGAUUCUGCUGGUCGGAGUUGUGGCCGUUUACCAUGAGAUAGUGGCAGCAAAAGCAUGGAGCAGUGAAACCAGUAUGAAUCCUGACGUUGACGGUAGCAGCUGGAGGAGAGCCAUGUUUGACAAAACGGUCAUAAGGGACUGUCAACCAGACUCUGUGGAGGAUUCAGCUGCUUGGAGCUCCAGCUACACUCAACAAACCUGGAAACCAGAGUAUAAGGGACAGGCCAAUCUGCAUGUCUUUGAGGACUGGUGUGGCAGUUCUACUGCUGACCUCUUCAAGAACUUGCACUACCCGCUGUAUCCUCACUCCAGGACUACAGUGCAGAAGCUGGCCGUCUCUCCUCAGUGGACCAACUAUGGGCUCAGGAUAUUUGGUUAUCUACAUCCAUAUACUGACGGAGAGUUUGUGUUUGCUUUGAGCUCUGAUGACAACUCUGAGUUUUGGCUCAGCACAGAUGACUCUCCCCUCAACUUGCAGUUAUUGGCAUGGGUUGGAAAGACUGGCACAGAGUGGACAGCCCCAGGCGAGUUUGAGAAGUAUGCCAGUCAGACCUCCAGACCAGUUCAGUUGUCUGCUCAGAGGAGGUACUUUUUUGAAGUUAUCCACAAGCAAAACGACAGAGGGACUGACCAUUUGGAGGUGGCAUGGCAGCUCCUGGACCAAGGUUUUAGGUUCAUGGUUAUUGAAUCCAAUUAUAUCUCCCUCUAUGUUAAUGAGUCUGCCUUGUUAAUGAGUGACAUUGACCACAUACCACAGACGGUUGCAAGCCACAAACACACCCCCACAAAACAGCGUGGUGCAGCAGCAGACAUACUGAGGGAAGACCUGCGAGACACUCUGUACCAAGUGCCAUUGAUAAACAGCGAGUUCCUACAAGGUCUUCUGCCUGACUGCUCGUACAAACCCAGCUACACAAUCAAAGACUUUCCUCUGCUCCGCUACCAGGGACUGCAAUUUGUCCACAUGUCCUACAUCUACCCCAAUGACUACACCCGACUCACACACAUGGAGACAGAGAACAGCUGCUUCUACCCUGAGAGCCCCUACUACAUGAAGAUAUUUGGUUUCUCUAGAUACAUGAGACUAGACCAUCCUGAUAUGCAGGAAAAAGGAAACGCAGGCAGAGAUUUUGGUUUCCUGAGGAGGAAAUCAGUGCUAGAUGAGGAGGACAAGUUUGACAUUGAAGCCUAUCAAAGAGAAAAGGAAGCCAGGCUGGACCAGGUAGAUAACACCCUUUUUCCAGACUAUGGUGAUGAUUAUGAUGACUAUGCUCAGAAACGCAGGCGCAAACUCUUCUCAUUAGUCAUGCAAGAAACUAACAACAUGCUGAAGAACACCUCUGACACAAGACAGCAAGGUUGGCAAGGGAAAUACGGUGUCCCACAGCCUCAGCCAGAGCCACAGAAACCAGUUGAGCCUCUGCAGUCUAUGCCAACACAAGCCUCAAAACAUCAUCUGCAACAGAACUGGACAAAAUUAAAGCCAGAGGACCGGUUUAAAAAAGUAGAACAGAUGAAACCAGAAGGGAAGUCAAGACCAGCAAAGAGACAAAAGCUCAAAUCAGCAGAGACAGCUGUGAGAACAGGACAGACAAAUCCACCAAUACCAGUGGACAGAGAGCAGCUUAAGGCAAAGGAACGACCAGCAAUCCCAUCAGAGCAGCUCAAUGCUAAACAGCAUAAUACUCAGAGGUCCCGUAAAAUAAAACAUAUCCAUAUCCAGAGACUGAAAGACUCAAAACUUCAACCCUUAGAGAGGGACGCUCUUCUUCCUGAAAACCCUACAGUGGCCAAGCAGCGGUUUGUAACCAAAGGAAUGGAGCUCCAGCCAGCCGCCACCAAGCGUGUUACCACUCCCAAGAGAGACAUCAACCGCCCUUUAGUAAGGCUAAAUCAGAGGGACAAACGCCUCAGGGAUAAGGAGAUAGAGAUGAAUAUGCCUCUACAGCAGGAUCUAGAAAAGAGCAUCCACCGUGCAAAGAUGAUUGCUAGAUUAGACAAUAAGCUGUUGGAUGUGAAAGGAAAGGAGGACCAAGUGGGGAAGGAAGACAAGGCUCGCAACAGAGCUUUGAGCAGGAGAGACACCAAGGAGCGUGGGAGACUCUCUCUAUGGGGACCAGAAGGAGACUUUGAAGGCGCGCAUGACAAGGACCUCACCCCUGCACCGGUGUUUGACACUGAGAUCAACUGGAACCAGACCUUUCAGGUCAGCCACCUGGACCUUCAGGCACAGCGAUCAGACUGGAUCGACCUGCGCUGCAACAUCUCAGGCAACCUACUGUUCCAGUCCAGUGAUGCUCUGCCCAUAGUCAAGGCUUUCAUGGACCAACUCAACGAAAAGCACCACGGGCAGUUCACAUUGGAGAGUGUGGUUAACGUGGUGAAGCGUGUGGAUGAGGUCCAGGGCAGCCGCUACCUUCUGGAGCUGGAGCUGAAAGAUGUGAACGGCCAGCUGCUGCGCCUGUCACACUACAUCUACACUCUGAUUCGCCACAGCAGGCAACCCAGCAAGGACUUGAAUUUCCAACGGCCGAAACCUCAGCUGGUGCUGUGUAACCCGGUGGGCUUCCGCUGGAAUUCUGCUGCCACCGUCAACUUCAUAGUACCGGUCAAAAACCAGGCUCGGUGGGUGCAGCAGCUGAUUGCUGAGAUGGAACAACUGUUCAGAGAAACUGGAGACGCCAACUUCAAUCUCAUCAUCACUGACUUCAACAGCACCGACAUGGAUGUGAGGAAGGCUCUACAGAAAUCCUCUCUCCCCAGGUACCAGUAUGUGAAGCUGAGUGGAAACUUUGAGCGCUCCGCUGGUCUGCAAGCAGGUGUUGACCUCAUAAAUGAUGACCACAGCAUUGUGUUUCUUUGUGACCUCCACAUCCACUUUCCUCCCUCCAUCAUCGAUACCAUCAGGAAGCACUGUGUGGAGGGAUACAUGGCCUUUGCUCCAAUAGUCCUGAGACUGGACUGUGGAGCUACUCCAUUAGAGCCCAGAGGUUACUGGGAGGUCAAUGGCUUUGGUCUGCUGGGGAUCUAUAAGUCAGAUCUGGAUGCAGUUGGAGGAAUGAACACCAAGGAAUUCACAGACCGCUGGGGAGGAGAAGACUGGGAGCUCCUCGACAGGAUUAUCCAGGCAGGACUGGAAGUGGAGAGGAUCUACUUGAGGAACUUCUUCCACCAUUAUCACUCCAAACGUGGCAUGUGGAACCACAGGAUGUCGACCAGCCACAGCGGCCACUAGGAGCGACAAUGGUCACCUGCUGCUGCACCAUGACAACGGUCACCCCAGUAACAACUACGGCAACCAGAGCACUUUAAGGCCGGAGCAUGAUUCCUGCUACAUAAUAGUAAUAGCUGCUGACCGACAGAGAGGGUCACAUAGGAUGCUGACAUAGGGUUGGAUACUGUCCUCAGUCACUCAAGCUCUGUCAAACAGCAAGUUACAGUGUUCAGCAGUUAAGUGGCAGCAGUGAAGGUUGUUGCUAAGGAGAUACUACUGAUAUGCUCAAAGUUUAUUCCACUGGAUAUACGUAUAUGUUGACUACUAAGAGGGUACUGGUCCAUGAGUGCCAUUGACUGUGUGAUAUUAUAAAUGAAGAUACUGCUGUGCAUCAUGUUGCUGACUGAAAACAUGAUGAUCUGAUGACCUAAAUUAAAUGAUAGUUCACACACACAAACACAAGUGUCCUAUGUCAUAAAGAUCACAAGUCUUACACUUGAGAAAAAGUUGUUUGUUUUGUUUGUGGCAAAAUUAAAUACAUCUAUUUAACUGCAGAUUGUGUAUACGGUAAACACAGCCUCAUUUGUCAUGUUGUAAAUUAUGGAAUUAUUUAUUGUAUCAUUGGUUGUAGGGGGGUUGUUUUGGGCGUUAUUUCUAAGUGUACUUCCAUUUAUGUGUUAAGUGCCCUCCCCAUAUUUGUUCUCAUUAAUAUUAAUUGUGCCUACUGUUGACUGACUGUUAUUCAGGUACUGGGGCCACAUAGGGCUGUUUUGUUUUUGUUUUUUUUUUACAGACAAGACAGGAAAAACAAUUUAAUAUUUAAGUGGUUUUCAUGAUUGUUUAAUUUAGUUUUGUCAGAGGACAGUCAGUUAAAAAAAAUGACUUGGAUUUUUAGGUAUGUUUGGGUUUUGUGUUGCCCAAUGCAUCACAGACAAUAUUGGCAUAUGAAAUGGUAAUCAAAUAUCAGAAAACUGAAACAAUUAUAAGAACAUUGCCACUUACCAAAGAUAAUAGUUGAAAAUUGAGUAGGAGGACUCCUGUGCAGAAAAGUCAAAAAGCAGGGUUUAUUUUUUGACAUGACAGACUAUUGAAAAUGUCUGUGUAAAUAUAGCCAGGGCCAUUUUAGUCAAGAAGUAGAUUUACUGUAAUUUAUGUCCAUGUAGCCAGCUCAUAUUAUUUUUAUUGAUCUACCUGAUGAAGUUGUUUUUCAAAAGAAUAAUUAUUUUGAGUGAAUCUCAAGUCUAUGAAGCUUCCCAUUCUAACAGUGGGAAAUAUUGUUUUCACUGUCAACACAGUGAAUACAGAUAGGAAAUGUAGUGUGAAAAAUGAUUGUGUAUUUAUCAUAUUGUUUCAUUGUUAUUUAUACUAAUGGCAGCAUUUUCAGAUUGUUCACAUUCCAGUUUUACAAACGUGUUGUGCCUGUCUUAGUCUUUUGAAAUUGAUACAUGUUGAUCCCUUUUACUUGUCAUUUAGGGCAAUAAAAACAACACAAUUCUUGUCUGACGCCAGACUACGCUGGUAGAUUUGGUUUGUAACACUGCCAAGAAUUGUGAUGUUCCCCCCUUUUUCUUGUACCAAAGUGUUGAAGCUUUUGAAAUUUGGUUUCUGGUUUUGCCAGAAUGUUUGAUGCUUUCUCAUUUCCUCCUUUACUACGACUUCAUCUCUUGUUUUUAGAUAUUCCUCAUCCCUCUCUUUAUGCUGGGAGUUAACCUCUGCCUUAUUGUAGAGUUCUGCAGUCUCUUCUCAGGUUUUUUCCAUUUUACACUGCCUUGACAAAUUUGAGGAAUAAAUUUCUCUUGCCUUCA